Enhydra lutris kenyoni (northern sea otter) is the source of this 780-nucleotide messenger RNA. Its product is annotated as soluble lamin-associated protein of 75 kDa-like. The record is from RefSeq and is a predicted model, not a curated record. Lineage: Eukaryota; Metazoa; Chordata; Mammalia; Carnivora; Mustelidae. The transcript is spliced from 2 exons. The coding region runs from base 1 to 720 and encodes 239 amino acids.
AUGGAUGAUACUCUUAAAACCUCACUUAUAACUGAAGAGGAGGACUCCACUAGUGAAGUUUUAGAUGAAGAAAUAAAAUUGCAGUCUCUUAAUUCCAGCGAAGACUCUACUGCUCUUGUUCCACUGGUGGUAGAAUCUUCAAAACCCCCUGAUACUGUUGCACAGGAUAAGAUCUCGCAUAUAACUGACACAGAAAUGUUGCUGGACGAAGGCCCAUCUGAUGAAAAGGGACACACUGAAGAGAAACUGCCCCUAGUUUCAAGAAAGAAAGCGCAUUUUGGAAGUUCAGACAAUGUAGCUACCAUCCCAAAUGAAGAACGAUCCGACAGUGGUUUUCCAAACUCUGUGAUAGCUGAAUUUUCUGAGGAAUCAAUCUCUGAAAAUUUAUCACCCAACACUACUUCUUCAUUGGAAGACCAGGGUGACGAAGGGGUGCCUGAGCCCCAGGAAACGUCUACAGCUCUUUCUCAGAGCUCUUUGAUAGAGGUUGAACUUGAAGAUGUGCCAUUUUCACAGAAUGCAGGACAGAAAAACCAGUCAGAGGAGCAGUCCGAAGCGUCUUCUGAGCAGCUGGAUCAGUUUGCGCAGUCAGCAGAAAAAACUGUGGAUAGCAGCUCAGAGGAAAUAGAAGUGGAAGUGCCUGUGGUAGACAGGCGGAAUUUAAGAAGAAAGGCCAAAGGGCAUAAAGGACCUGCGAAGAAGAAAGCCAAGCUGACAUGAAUGAAGAAGAUAUGCAGAUGAUAAACCCUCUUCUUUGUAAUGUAAUUGUUGUUUUUAAAA